This is a messenger RNA of Colletotrichum lupini, 5370 nucleotides long. Its product is annotated as telomerase reverse transcriptase. The transcript has 16 exons. The record is from RefSeq and is a predicted model, not a curated record. The coding region runs from base 1 to 5370 and encodes 1789 amino acids. Gene Ontology annotation, molecular function: telomerase RNA binding; telomeric repeat DNA binding. Gene Ontology annotation, cellular component: telomerase catalytic core complex. NCBI's taxonomy places the organism in Eukaryota, Fungi, Ascomycota, Sordariomycetes, Glomerellales, Glomerellaceae. Gene Ontology annotation, biological process: telomere maintenance via telomerase.
AUGGCGACCAAGAGAAAGUCCCUGGCACUUGAGAGGCCAGAGGAUGAGCAAUCCGAGGGCAAAAAAUCAAAGUUGAUCCAGAUAAAAGGCCAGGUCAGGCAUACGCUUCUACAACAGCACUAUGAUGUCGUGCAGACACUUCGCGGGUACCUGCUUUCUAAACUGCCAGGGUCUUCGAGACUUCGCCGCAAGAAGAUUGCAGCGUUGGGAAAAGACCAGGCACGGUGGGCACGCAUUCAAGACCACGACAUUGGACCAGAGCUUUCUUCGUUGUUAGACACAACCUUGGUCUGCACGCAACACCGCCCCAAGGCACAAGCUGACUCUCGGUGGGCGCAAUGGCGGUCCUUCUCUCAGAAAGCCGACGACUCGGUUGUGUCUCUCUCGGGAGGUUUGGCCCAAGCUACUUCCUCGCAGUCAGAGAUCGUUGACUUUGUGGUGUGGCAAAUAUUCAACAGACACGCUGCUUGGCCGAAGCACCUCCUCUGCGAUGGGUUCAGGAGGCAGGCUCAGAACAUUGCCAACGCAAAAGGCCACGGUCGCGAUAGCGGAAUUCAGGGGCUGAUCGCAGUUGACCCGAAUCACUACGUGCAGGCUCUAAAAGAAGCCCCUUGGCCACAAGUACUUAUGCUGCUCGGGAAAUCAGGCGAGCAGAUCAUGAUAGAUCUCCUCAUUGAUACGGCGAUAUUUCUCCCAGUGAGAGCUGGUCACGGCAAUAUGUACCAGCUCAGUGGUAUCCCCAUGUCAGAGACGGGCAUAGCCGCGAAGCAGGACAGCAAGAAGCAGACAAAAGGAGAUGCCACAACGCCGCCACCCAUACCUCAGGAGCGGCUCCCGUCUGAAAUCAACCUUAUCAGAAAUCGCAUGUUCUACGCUCGAGCUGCUCUCACCGCUAAGGGCACGGUUCAGUAUGGACUGCGGCACAUACAACAGGCAACCGAAGAAGAGAGAUCAAGAACCACACAGGCGAACGAGCGCAACACGCUGAAAGUCAUGAUGUAUAUCUUCCCUCGACAGUUCGGCCUACACAACGCCUUCACCUCCAAAGUUGACCACUCCAAGACGUCGCAAAAGUUUGCAGACUAUACUCUCCGCGAAGACGAAAUCUCGUCAACGUUCAAGGGACGGGAUAUCAAGCUUCCAAAGAGGCUGCGCGGAGACACAAAACGACUGGUGCAGAGGCUACAACUUCUCCACGGUCGGUGCGCUUACGCUGAGAUACUGCGGCAUUACUGUCCUUCUGCUGUUGACUUCAAAUCCCGGAACUCUGUCCCAAAAAAGCCAGUGAAGCAGUCCAAGACACUUGAUCCUGCACCGGUGGCGGGAAGAGACAACCAUACAGCUGUUACAUCUGGUGCCCCCAGAAAUAGCACACAUAGCCGCCCCAAGCUUCACCAACCCGCGGCGCCUCCGCUACUGCCCACGUUUGAUGCGAUCACUGACUUGGCAACUCCCGCAGCUCAUGUUUCCGCAUUCUGUCAGGCUGUACUGGCCAAGAUCAUACCAGAUGAGAUGUGGGGCACUGGUGAAGGCGGAACUUACAACAAGAGUCAAAUACUGAGGAAAGUCGAUCACUUUGUCAAACUGCGGAGGUUCGAGGCCAUAUCCCUCUGUGAGCUCGCAGACGGGCUCAAGAUUACCAGUAUGGAGUGGCUGGCGCCUCCAGGUCUCAAAGGCCAGAAAACCAGCUUGACUGACAUGAAGAAACGGCAUGAGAUUAUGAACGAAUUUUUGUACUACAUUUUUGAUUCGCUGUUGAUACCCCUUUUGCGCAGCAACUUCUACAUCACAGAGUCGAGCUCUCACCGCUACCGUCUCUUUUUCUUCCGGCAUGACGUUUGGCGAUACGUCGUAGAACCAGCAAUGGGGAGUCUUCGAAAAAACAUGUUUGAGGAGAUCAAGCUUGACCAGGCUACCGCAAUACUCGACUCCAGGCGGCUGGGCUUCAGUCGUAUCAGGCUUCUGCCCAAAGGAAAGGGUAUGCGGCCGAUCACGAACCUGCGAAGGCGAACAGAGAUCAGGGGCAGGAGCUCUGUUCUCGGCCCAAGUAUAAACACUGUACUGGGCCCGGUACAUUCCAUGCUCAAGCUCGAAACGCAAAGCAAUCCCUCCAGGCUCGGAUCAUCCAUGUUUUCGGUGGGUGAUCUCUACCAUCGCCUAAAUGCCUUCAAUGCCAGAUUUGGCGACCAUCGGCCGGUAUUCUAUUUUGCCAAGGUAGAUGUGCAGUCUGCCUUCGACACCAUCCCUCAGGAGGCUGUGAUCAGGCUGAUGGACAGCAUUCCGAAUGAAGAACAAUACAUCAUCAAGAAGCACGUCGAAGUAAAAGCCGGAUUACUGGAUUCUCGGCAUCAGAAGAAUGCUGUAUCAACAGUCACGCGGCGGUGGCAUUCCAUCGCCGUCACCCGCAACGAUACCACUGACUUUUCGCAGCUGGUGGAGGGGCGUCUCGGCAUAAACCGCAAGAACACCGUAUUCGUGGGAAACACCAUGAGAAAGGAGCUAGAAACGGACGCGCUGAUGGCUCUGAUGGCAUCGCAUAUCAAGCAGAACCUCGUCAAGGUGGGCAAGAAGUUCUACAGGCAGAAGAAGGGUAUCCCCCAGGGCUCUGUAUUGUCUUCCGCUCUGUGCAACUAUUUCUACGCCGACCUCGAGGCGCAGCAUCUGUCGUUCCUGUCUGAAGGGGAGGAGCAGGGAGAGGAGGGUGGAGAAUGCCUGCUCUUGAGGCUGAUUGACGACUUUCUUCUCAUCACGACGGACCAGGCCAAGGCACGCAGGUUCGUCCGGGUCAUGCAUGGCGGACUACCCGAGUACGGCGUCGCUGUCAGCCCCAACAAGACCUUGGUCAACUUUGACAUGGACUUUGACGAUCGAGGUCAUAUCAAAGAUACAGUGGUUUCCAAUGCGUUGACAGUGGACUACGGGAACAAGCCCGGUCAGAAUUUCCAAAGAAGAGUCUUGAACGCCUUCAAAAUCCAGUCCCACCUUAUGUUCUACGACACCAAGCACAACACCCUCAAAACCGUCAUGUCCAACCUCCACAAGGCUUUUGCCGAGACGGCCGAGAAGAUGUGGGCGUACUGGCGCUGUCUGCCAACCAAUAAACGACCCGGUGACGGGCUCGUCGUGCAGACCUUGGCCAAAGUAAUCGACGUCGCUUACGGACUGCUCACGAGCAAGUCUCGGAGGGAAAAGUAUCCAGAGUAUGAUUGCGCCGUGGAGAAGACGCAGGUUGCGUGGCUCGCUCUCGAUGCAGUGAGGAUGAUUCUCGCAAAGAAACAGGCAAACUUUACGACGGUAUUGUCAUGGAUCGAUAAGGAGACAGGGCUUCUUGACGCCAAGAAGACGGCCCGGGCGAGGAAGGAGCGAUUCAAAACAGAGCUACGACAAAUGAUCCUCGGAGAGAUCAUGAACGACCAAGGAAGAUUCUUCCUGGAGAAACUCGCCGCAGCGUCCGAGUACCCAGAUUCCCUCCUCUGCCAAGACGAACGACGGGCGACGCUAAAGGCACGCAUCGAGCAUUAUGCCGAGAGGAAACAUCAAGUAUUUGACGAGGCCCAAGAGAAACGGAAGGAUAAUCCGUUGAUCGUCGUUGACUUUGGCACGGGAAAGUCUCGAUCUCCGGCGGCGGGGGGCGAUUUCGAUGUCGACGAGGUUGCCAACGAUAAAAACGGUAGGGACAAGGCCGACUUACACAUCAUACGCAACAUCGACGACUUACGAAACAAGCUGGCCUGGCCGGAUUGGAAGCAAGGCCCGUGGAGAUCUGAAUACCUUGAAAAAGACCCUCCGUUGCGAGUGAUCCUGCUAGAGCGCAUGUGGCCUACCUCGCUGCUACUGAACCUCAGAGAAGACGUGCUGUUGGAGAUCCUAACCUACCACCAGAUCCCGGCUCACUUCCUGACCUUCGUUACCAGCGGCGGUGACUCCUGGAGCUUCGCCAGUAGCAUGAGCUUCGCGGACGCGGAUCCCGCGAGAACACCGCGGUGGGAGACGCACUCCGCGGUCGUGUACGUCCAUUUUGACAUUAUCGAGGGCACGGCGGUGUGGUUGCUCGCAAGCCCCCGAUCGUAUCAUCCGGAAAGGGGUCACGGCACGCAGAACCUACUUUGGAACGCUUUGAAACACGACACGGCGAGUGACAUGAAUGCGCUUCAGUCGCUUGACGUCCCCGAGCGAUUCCGUAUCAGCGUUGACAGUCUCCUUGCGGCCGCCGAGUGGUCUAUCGGGAUGUUUUCGCAUCACGUCCAGGACACAGAGAAGAGGCUCCAUGAGUUGACCAAGCCUUACGUCUAUCCGUAUGACGAUGACGAGACGGUGGAUGACAAGGCAAGCGCAUCAAUCCACGCCCAGGACCUUCGUAGAAUGGCGUUCUUGAUGGAAACUCGGCAUGGCAGUGUCAUCAAAGUUGAGAAUAACCUUCGGGUUCUCCGCCGUCUCCGAGAGUUUUUCGUGGAAAAUGUGGCCGGGCAUCUCGGCCCUCUCAGAGAUUCCCACGCCAAUGACAUCCGGACGCACAUCAAAGGCUUUGCGGAGAAGUUGACAUUGGUAAUGGCAGAGAUCGAGGACUUGUUGGACAGGGCAUCAGCACUGGAUAAACUUGCGAGGAACAGAGAAGAAUACCAAAUGAAUACAAUCGCGGUGCUGACGGCGGAUGACUCGUCCGCGAUGAAGCAAUUGUCUUUCAUCGCCCUGAUAUUGUUACCAGUCACGGUCGUAUCGACGGUUCUCAGUACGGACAUUGUCAAGUUUCAGGACCUUUCGAACGAAAACGAGAAUGCCACCCGAGGCACGUCCGAAGGCCCCAUUCCGAUAUACAGUUUUUCGGUGGCGGCCUUUGGCACAUGGGCGGUCGCCAGCGUACUCAUGACUAUCGCGACUUUGGUCAUUGUCAAGCCGGCAGGGAACCGUAGGAGGCAAGGCAACGGCAGUGUAGACUAUGGGACGCACGAACCUCCCAUGGAGAAAACAAGGAGAUCUCGACUGAUAACGCGAUUGUCUCAUGCGUGGAACAUUCGAGACAGGUUCGACUCAGCCGUAGACUCUUCGUCCCGCAAUGCCAGACCCAGGCCACCGAGCCCGGCGACUUCGGCACUCGCGAUUUCGAUACACACGGCCCCGACGGUUGUCAAGAUGACAUCAAAGUCGCGAGGAACUCCGGCGGUGGAUAUGGACGCUCCCGUGUGUGCCGAGUCCUCUCAAACUUGGCCAUCGAUGGGGUACUGGCUGGGGGAUGCUUGGAACACAUUGUGGCGGUCUGCAAAGGAUAAGGUGAACAUGACGGAGAUGGCGACGACACCUCUACCACAAUGGGAUAGUCGAAGAGACGAGGGACGAGAAGAUGGGCAGAAAUCGCGGGGAGAGGGUUCGUGA